AUGCCUCUUCGCCAGCGCAUCGCUCGCCUGGGUGAACACCUCUCCACAUCCGAGAAGCCCUACCUUAGCUACUACGAUUCCAGCCUAACCGUCGGCGACGUCAAGUCGCUUAAAAAUGACUGGCUCUCCGACAAUGUCAUCACAUUUUGGCAGGAAUACCUCGAGCGCGAGACCCUCCCCCGCUACCCGCAAGCUCGCAUUUGCCUCCUCCGCCCCAGCAUGGCCUUUCUGCUCAUGCGCACCACAGACCUGCGCCACGUCAACAACACCCUUCCCGACCUCGCCAAGGUGACGCACAUUUUCCUCCCCAUCAACGACAACCACAACGUCGGUGACGCCGAGGGCGGCUCCCACUGGUCCCUGCUGCUCGUCUCUGUUCUCGACGGCGUCGCUUUCCACUACGACUCCCUCGGCGGCGCCAACUACUCUGAAGGCAACCUCACCACUCGCAAGCUCGGCCAGGUCCUCGGCCGGCAACUGCGCUUCGUGAACCUCGAGGACAGUCCCCAACAGGAAAACGGAAGCGAUUGCGGCGUCUUUGUAUGCCUUUUGAUGCGCCACCUGCUUGUCAAGCGUCUGCUCAGCGCCAAUGCCCGCGAAAAGGUAUCGAUGAGCAUGGCCGGCAAAAUGGUUGACAGCCACGGCGGCCGCAAGGAAAUGCUCCGCAUCAUUGACAAUCUGCGCAAAGAAGCCGAGCGUCGUCGGUCACGGAGCUCCAGUCCGUUUACAGACAAGACGCCACCGCGUAUCGAGUAG
This is a messenger RNA of Akanthomyces muscarius, 756 nucleotides long. RefSeq lists its product as uncharacterized. Gene Ontology annotation, molecular function: cysteine-type peptidase activity; deNEDDylase activity. Gene Ontology annotation, biological process: proteolysis. The transcript is spliced from 3 exons. Lineage: Eukaryota; Fungi; Ascomycota; Sordariomycetes; Hypocreales; Cordycipitaceae. The record is from RefSeq and is a predicted model, not a curated record. The coding region runs from base 1 to 756 and encodes 251 amino acids.